AUGGUUCCAGGCAGGCCGCCCUCGUCUGCAGAAGGAUCCACGCUAAGAAAGCCUGCGGCAGAGGAAGGCUUCGGGGCGAAGCAACAAAUCCAAGAGCGCCUAUCAUGGCGGCUAUCAAUGGCCGGCACUGGCUCUUCGCCGAAAGCUGAGGCUCGACUCCAACGAUGGAACUACUAUCGCUUGCUGCUUCUCGCGAUCACCGGGGUUAUUGCCGCCCCUACUGAUCCAGGACCGACUCCAAUCACAACGUCCGUUAUUGUGGUAUCAGCAAGCCCGUCCUCGGUGACCUUUAAGGCUUCUCAAGUAUCUGAUGCCAGUCGAUACACUCAAACAGCGCCAUCUACAAUUUCUUCUGAUGGCCACACCCUAACAAUAUUUAAUGACGGCUUUCUGUGGGUUCCAGAGCCAAGCAUCGAAUCUCCACCAUCAGUGCCAGCUCACAUUACCCCGGAAAUACUGUCUAGUGGACCAACGAUAGUAGUAACAGGCUCAGCUGGCACGCCCCCUCCCGUUGUUACUUACAGCGCUUCACAAAAUACCCUGCUUAGCAGUCUUACCGCCAAAACAACUUCGGACGGAACAAUCAUAUUUCCCUUUGGCUGGCUUUGGGUACCUAUACCUCCAGCAGGGGGACCGUUACCAACGCCACUUCCGAGUCCACCCCCAGAAGCGACUCCGUCAGAAGCUAAGGAGUCGACUGAGACCAGCGACAGCUCUUGUGCAUCCACGGAAACCCCGACUGUCACCGUUGUUAUCUCAUAUCCAACAAGGUCUGAUGGCACCUUUCAGACUUCGAGCGGGACGCAGAGUCCAAGUGACACAGGUGAGUGUGUAGCUUCACCGGUUACCACUUCAAUCACUGCGGCUUUCAAGCUUCCGACCGUUUUCAUGUACACUGGCUCUGGUGCUGAUAGCGGGCCACUGCCGAAAUCUACUUACUCAAUCGACAUGAUUGUUCAAAGAUAUCUUGACGAGGGUUUCAACAGUCUAGGAAUUGGUACUGCCGACUAUGCUGCAUCGAGCACUCCUGCAGUGGCAACGUGCGCCGACAACACCUACAACAGCGCAGUGCCGAGCGCUGCAGCAUUCAUCAAUGGCCUGAUGCCCAGCUUCUGCAGCGAUUGGGCAGCGAAGCCGACUGAUGCACUGUCAAAAGAGCUCUCAGCAAAAGACCUUAAAUCCAGAUCGAGACGCACUGCAGCGAUAGAGAAGCGCACUCCGCCUCCUGGACCACUCAAUUCGGACUCGUUUCCAAGUUGGACUGUUGAUUUCGACUGGAAACCAAAGGAAGUAGCGGGAGAAUGUUCGAGAGUGGAUUACUGUAACAAAUCUAUCUCAGCGCUUGUUUCUCACUGCCAGGGAUUCUCGCUCGCGGAUGCAUACAAAGGCGGGGGCACAGAAGAUGACUGUGGAACGUUUUCGUACAACCUGAAAGGCUACGAGAGUGCCACCACAUCCUCGACGAGUGUGACAUGCGACCUGCCUACAGUCAACAACAUCUCUUCAAUCUUCGUCCCACAAGUCCAUCCACAGAGCGCUUACGAAGCAGCUGCCCACCAAUUCUGCUACGGAGGCUACAACUGGGACGCCGAUCCCCACAACACCGAAAGCUGGACAGCCACAAACUACUUCUGGUUCGACACAACGCACAUCGACCCAGCGACAAACUUGCCAGCAUAUUGCAUUGGCGCCGCAUAUGGAUCCAACUCACAGAUUUCCCCAGCAAGCGCAGCGCUUUGCAAGCACUCCGGGCCCGGCACAGGCCUCCAACACUCGGACAGCAAGAUUUGGGUACAGGUCGUUCCAAGUCCAGUGCAAGGUGGGUGCUCGCCGAUUGACAAGUACAAAUUACCAGACGGUGAUCAGUGCUACAAGAACUUGAUGAACGUCAUCUCGACAUGUAUGGCCGAGAAUGGUGGAGGCAAAGUCGGCGUAUGGAAGGAGUCGACAUCCAGUGGGUGCUGGGACUGGUGGAUGUGGGGUCGAGUACUUACUUGA
This is a messenger RNA of Zasmidium cellare ATCC 36951, 1998 nucleotides long. RefSeq lists its product as uncharacterized. Bases 1 to 1998 code for a protein of 665 amino acids. Lineage: Eukaryota; Fungi; Ascomycota; Dothideomycetes; Mycosphaerellales; Mycosphaerellaceae. The transcript is spliced from 7 exons. The record is from RefSeq and is a predicted model, not a curated record.